Symbiodinium natans is the source of this 6483-nucleotide messenger RNA. The record is from the annotation of a GenBank genome assembly. Lineage: Eukaryota; Dinophyceae; Suessiales; Symbiodiniaceae.
AUGGCAAGUCACUCGUACGACCAGUUCGACGACUACGAAGAACCAGACGGAGAAGCCUUAGCUGCAGGGAACAGGUCACUGGAAGAGCUUCAGCGUCUUUCUGCCUUUCAGCAGGUGACCACCAAGGUUCCCCCAUCUUAUGAUGGUAGAAGUAGCUGGUUUGCUUUCGAAGAUGCCGUAGACGACUGGUGUGAUAUCACAGAACUUGAACCAGAGAAGAGAGGACCCGCAUUGAGAAACAGACUUGAAGGUGAAGCUGCUAUCUACAAGAGAUUGCUUGAUCGAGAAGCUUUGAAGAACAAGGAAGAUGGAGUCAGGUACUUCAAGCGCUUCCUUAGGCCUUACUUCGUGAAGGGUGCAGCGAACGUUUUCCUCUACAGAUUCCAGCAGUUCAUGAACAUGCAUCGUGGUAGUGGUGAUAUGCUGAGGUGGAUGACAAGAUUCCAGCUGUCCUACCAGCGCAUGAACGAGUCAUGGAUGGACACUUUUGUUCCCCUAGUGAGUGAAAACGACCCCGUGGUGAGAGCCUAUGUUCUAAGACUACCUCAAGAAGAACAACAGGCAAUCACUCCCGAAGAAGCACUUCGCCGAGUCAACGAACAAGGGAGAGAAACACAUGGAAGAGCACUACCCAUCACAGCGAACCUCAUUGCCCUGCUGUUCGUGACCCUGUCAGACCUUACCCAAGACCAAAGACAAGUUCUUACUUCUCUUAUGGCGCGCAAGAACAGGGCACUCACAGAUUACAGAGUGGAUGAGCUGAGAACAGUGUAUUUGGAAGUGUUUUGCACCACGAAGACCACAGUAGACAACCCUCUUCUAGCACCCACAAGUGCUCCAGGAAGGAAAAGUUUUAUCGUCAUCGAUGAAGGUACCCUCGAUGAGAGCCAAGGCUACUGGUGCGAGGACGAGGAUGAUGGCGCAGAAGGCUUCCUGGACGCCUUUGAGGAUUGCUUCUGGGUCUACGACGAUGAGUCUUACACGUGGUUUCAGCGGAAGUUCCAAGGUCGUAAGUUGCGACGUGGAAAAGGAAAGGGCAAGGGCCGGAAAGGAAAAGGCAAGGGCCAUGGUGGCCGACGCUUUUUCAAACGCAAGAAAGGGAAGGCCCAUGCCGCCGAAGACGUCAGCGCUAGCGAGUGGCAUGAUUGGAGCUAUGAAGCCUGGACAGAAACUGAUUGGCAAGAAGGAGCUGACGACUCCUAUGCAGCCAAAGGUCGGAAAGGAAAGGGCAAAGGCAAGGGCAAGUUCUUCAAGGGAAAGGACAAGAAAGGAAAGGACGGCAAGGGCGACCAUGCCAAUGCCACCUCGGAAGCCCAGAGGACUGCUGCCUUGGCAGGCCCAGGUACUCCGGCCAUAGCUAACGCCUUUUGGGUGCAGCACCACAGUUUUGUGUCCGAAGCGGUUUACAAGCAGGACUCCAACGAAGAAGAUGUUCCCAAGUCUUUUUUGACACAUGCUUUGUCCCCUACCUCUAUGGUUUUGGACAUCGGUUGCACACGGGCUAUGACCUCGAGACAAGCAGCGAAAGAGUUCAUGGGUUUCGUGGACCAUCAUCCAGACUGUGGUUUGUGGUACGAGUUACGACCUACAAACAGUCAUUUCUCUUUUGCCAACAGCGAGAUGGCCCAGCGCAAGGAAAAGAUUGUGAUCUUCAUGUACGAUCUUUCCUACACGAUUCAGUCGACCGAAUUUGACAUCGUUGAUCAGGGCACAGUUCCCUUCUUGAUGUCGUUACCUCAGAUGAGGAACCUUCGCUUCAAGAUCUCGUUAGAGCCUGACGAAGCCCUUCUGUCAAGUUCAGUUCUGGGCAUGAAGAACCUUCCUUUGAAGGUUGCUCGAAGCUCACACUUGAUGCUCGAUCUUAUAGAUGUAGCCUGGCAUAUGUGGGGAGUUCGUUUCGAUGCACACAAGAAGGUGAGUUUCUUCAUGACGAACAAGCACCACUUCGAGUAUGGCUACAAGUUGGUCACGAAGGAAUGCUCCCCUCCAGGGGAGGAAUCCUCAGAAGCCUUGGUUGUGGAGGACGAAUGGCACUUGGACGAAGGCAACCAUCGUCUAAUCCGAGUUCACCGCAAGGAGCGAGUUCAGUCCUUUGCGCCAUCGAAAUACUCCCAUACCACUCGAGUACCUCGUAGAACCGUUUUCAAGAUUCUGCCAGGUGGCAUAGAGAAUCGCACCUCUGUGAAGGUGAGUACUCGGGGAAAAGGAGAGCUCUUUGGAGAUGAGGACGAAGACCCAUUUCCAGAGCUGAAGGGUAAGGGUGUCGAGACAACUAAAUGGGAUGAUCAGUACUCUCCUUCUGAAGCUCCAGUGGAGCAGCCAGAGCCGUCUCCAGAGUCUAAAGAAGACAAUGCGCCUGAGGAGCGCUUCGAUCCAGAACCUAGGCGUAUAGCGCUACCUCUUCCCGGGCAAGAAGUUGCCCGCUCUUCUCCGGCCUUUCGACGCAUGAUUGAAAAGCUACGAAGUGAUGUGGAGCUGUACAAGUUGCAUGUGAAGCACUACCACAUGAGUUCCGCGCAGACCAAUCAGGAGUUGCAACGCAUUGCUAUGCGAGCACAUCAAGAGGCAAGACAGGCCCAGGACCUUCGAAGCGACCUGGCUCGCCGAGUCAUGCCCUCAGAUGGUCCUUAUGUCAAGGGGGACAAGGUGUUUGUUUGGAUGAAGGAUGAGUCUAAGAUAAAGUCAGAAGGAGUAUGGGUUAGAGGCAAGGUCAUGGGACAGGAAGGUGCGAUGGUCAUUGUUCAUGUGCAUCAAGCCAUCCUUCGAGUGAAUCAGUCAAAGAUUCGUAGAGACCAUGACCCCUGGCAUGAUGUCCAUAUUCCUCUUGACAUGGACAAGGUACCAGGAGGCUCUCCACCGGGAGAGGAACCUGGUGGUUUGUUUUGUGAAUACGAGCCACAAUGUUGCGCUGAACACGAAAUUUGUUAUCACACGCACGGGGGAAGAUUUUGUGAUGUCCUUGAAAUCGCCCCAGGGCCUACGGGAAUCACGGCCUGUAUGGCUCGGCACGGGAACAGAAUCGGAGAGCCAGUUCACGUGGAAAGUUGGCAGCCAAAGGCGAUCCAGCAGAGUAUCGCCUCGGCAUGGAAAACUCUGUUGCAUGCGUCACCCACGCUUGUGGUGAUCAACCCAACGAUACCUGAUUCACUUGUGAGAAACAAGAAGGCCAUCAAGACUUACUGGCAUUUUUGUGCAGAAGUCGUUAGAUGGCAGGAUCAGAAUCAAGGUGAAGUUGCUGUCGUGGGGUUGACAGACCAGGGAUUUUUCACAUCACAGGCUGCUCGUUCACUUCACUGGAGAAUUGGCAUGUCGUCGAUUUGUUUCGGCCAAGACCAGGGAGCAACUCUCAUGACGAAUCUAGGACUCAGGGCGAUUGAAGGUCUUGCUCCUGGAACAGAGCUGGAGGUGAAUACCUCCACCACUCAGGAGGCUCAGUCGCUGAGAGGAGUCCUCAAAAACAUCAGGGCUUUGACACUUCCGUAUCUCGAGUUUGAGAAUUGCAAUGUCUACCGGGGGACUUUUGGUAAGGUUCUUCCUGUUAUUCAGAGACAUCCUGAUGCCGUCGUGAUCAUGUGGAAGUUAGGAGACUAUGAACAUGUGUUUUUCAUGAACCUCGCGCAGCUUAUCCCAUGUCUAAGGGACGUAGCGGUGUCAGGAUGGUCGUUGAUCGUGUUUUGGAAUGAGAUCGGUCCUCCCAGGAAAAGGAGAGGUCCAGACGUGUCCCUGGACUUUACCGAUCAGCCAGUUCCAGAUGCACCUCCACCAGGCGUGCCUCCUGGCACCUCUAGUGGAGAUGAUCCUGAAAAUCCUCUUGGAGGCGGUCCUCCAGGACCGGUACCGGGAUACCAGGACUACCAUGACACACCCGUGCCGGGUGAUAUGUCGUGGGAUGAGGAAGAGACUCAGCGUGGCCCUUCAGGGCCGGGACCUGAUGGCCCUCCAGAUGGAGCUGCAAUUCCGAUAGAUGUGGAUGGAGAUGACGGAGGAAAUCCUCCAGGACAGGGGGCCUUUCCGCCUGGAGGCGGUCCUCCAGGACCGGGACCAGGGUUCGGGCCUUCGCCUGAAGACUUCGAGGAUGGCGGAACUCCUAUGGAAGUUCAUAUGGAGCCGCCGCCUCCAGGUCCUCCGCCUGAACCGGCGCAUCCGAUUCCCGCAAGUGCGGCACCAAAACUGCGUUUCCCUGUUUACCCAAACAAGAUUCCGGAGGCCGCUGUGCCUCUUCCGGGUCAGCCGUUGCCGGAGAAAAAGGGAGAUCCGCAGGUUUCCGCUCCGUUUCCAGACGAGGAUGAGACAGAUCCGACCGCGUUUUCUUCACAGCCUAGCGGACCGCCAGGACUUCCCGUGGCGGAAGGAGAGUUUCCGAUUCAGCAAACUCCCGUCGCGCCUCCGGCUACGGACGCGCCAGUGCCGGACUCAGACUCAGACGAUAGCCAGGCGACGCGAGAUUACGGUGAGUCGUCUCUUGCUUCCUUGGUCGAGGGGGAGGAAGAUGUUCUUCUGGUCCUUCCUCACGAUUUGAGUCCGCCGCAGUGGGCUGUUUUUGAUGGUGAUGCGUUUGCGUCGUGGCUUACUAAGCAGGAUAAAAUUAAGGCUGGUACGAUCACUCGCAGCGUGAUUGUUCAGCUGCCUCCCGACAUUGGUUUGCCGCCUUGGAUGGUCGGUCUCUGUUUGCGGCCGGUGUAUGGCCUCAACGACGCGCCGCGUCGAUGGUGGAAUCGACUCGACAAGUUCCUGCGGACCAUCGGCCUGCAGCCCACAAGGGCAGACCGAUGCACCUAUGUAGGAUACGAAGGAGAGGAACCGCCAAUAGGAGACUUACCGGGCAUCAUCACAGAGUCUCCACUAGCUGCGUUGUUAUCUGCUUGUGAAGAACCGCCGUCUUCUCCCGACACCGCGGUAGAAAGGUCCUAUUUAGCAUACCCCGACAUUGCGCAAGCCUUUAAGACCAAGCACCUGGUUGAGUAUGACUGGAGGCCAGUCACUGAUAAAACCUUGCUUGACUUUCUUGGUGGCGUUGCCCACAAGAAGAGAGGCUGGUUCCCUUUCGAGAACGGCCAGGCCCUAGUGUCCCACAGGGCGAAGGCCUUGAGAGGUCCUGAACCGACCUAUAAGAUUAAGGAUUAUCCCUACCGGGUAUCUAUCACCUUGCGCCAAGGAACCUGGUGGGUGAUUGAAAAGGCUCAGGACCUUAGGAACAAGAACGAGCCGAGCUAUCUCGAGGAGGAGGCUGAAGUGCUCGUGACACUGUUCCUUCCUGAAAGGGCAGCCUACAAGGCCACAGAACAGCUUCCUCAGCUUACCCCUGAACUUGUAGAUCAGCUCUUAGAACACUUUGUUGAUCCUGUUCAUGGUAGCCCUAGUAAGCACAGGAAGUCGGUAGGAGUCCUCAGCCUUCAUGUUGAUGACCUGAUCAUCGCUGGAACCCCAAGUUUCCUGAAGUGGUUCUUGGCUAGGGUCAAGGAACAUUUCACCAUUGGACAUGAAGACAAAAAUGAUCUUAUGUUCACUGGUCAGAGGGUUCGAUGGGUUGUUGACGACAAGGGCAGUAAGAAGUACAUCUCAAUUGAUCAGAAGUUGAGCGUCUCAGAGCUCGAAGAGAUCGUCAUCCCCAAACACUUGAAGGACACUGAUGUGUGUGACAAACAACUUCACACCUCCUACAGGUCUUUGCUAGGUAGUAUCAACUGGUUGCAGUCCAGGACUCAGUUUCAGGCUUGUUACUCAUUCUCACGUCUCGCAUCGGCCUCAGCUGCACCUACGGUUGGUCACUGUAAGGAGCUGAACAAGCUCUGUCGACAAAUCAGGAGUGAAGAGGUGGAGCUUAGGAUUUGGCCAGUCCAAGGCACACCUCGCAUCCUCGGCAUUCCAGAUGCUGCUUUCAGAAACAACAGUGACAAGUCCUCACAGAGAGCGAUGACAGUGUUUAUCGCCGAUCAAAGGGUAAAGAAUCGUAGGGACACCAGAGGCUCCCUGAUUUUCUUCGAAUCCACUAAGAUCAAGAGGACUACCUUGAGCACGACAGUUGCUGAGCUGUAUGCCUUGAUGAAGUGUUUCGGCACCUGUCAGAUGCUAAGGGGUUUGUGGAAGGACAUCAGUGGUCUAGAUGCCGAGAUCCAUAUGCGAACUGAUGCAAACAAUUUGGUUACAACUGCUUCAACCACUCAUGCCCCUGAGCAACAAGAAACCAUACACAUGAUACAGAUGCUUCGAAAGGAAGCCUGCUCUGGGGCCAUUGCGGACCUCUCACAUGUGCGCACAGAACACUGUCUGGCGGAUUGCUUGACGAAACGGUCUGCCAAAUCCACCAAUUUGGUUCAGUCAGUUCAAAAGGGCUGGCUGAAGGAGAUAGAUGCUCACCCUCCCUUUAGGUCUCUUUUGGAACACAAAGCUUUUCUGAGCGCCUGGCUCCGGAAGGAGCUGUCGGGUUUUCAGUUUUGCAGCAAGGUGUGUUUCAUGAUCAGUUCUUGUGAAAAGAAAGACUGA